Molecule: messenger RNA, 807 nt
Organism: Phytomonas sp. EM1
Lineage: Eukaryota; Euglenozoa; Kinetoplastea; Trypanosomatida; Trypanosomatidae
Source: the annotation of a GenBank genome assembly
AUGAACCUGGAUUAUAUUGGUAAGUAUCGGCUGGGUCAAAAGAUAGGAACCGGUAAUUUUUCAUGUGUUCGGAAAGCGACCGACCCAACUGGCCGUGUCUGGGCUAUUAAAAUUAUAGACAAGGGCCUCAUCAAGGAGGAGUUUAUGGAGGAACAAAUGCUACGUGAAAUAGCUGUGAUGAGAAAACUAAGACAUCGAAACAUAAUGAAGCUGCACGAUGUGUUGGAAACACAUCAUCACUACUUUCUUGUUUUAGAACACGUUUCGGGAGGUGAGUUGUUCGAUAAGAUAGUUGGAGCAAAGCGUCUCGACGAACCAACCGCUCGGAAGUACUUUCACCAGCUUAUUGCUGGGAUGUACUACUGCCACUCCUAUGGAUUCGCGCAUCGCGAUCUGAAACCUGAAAACCUCCUGCUAGGCGAAAACGACACUUUGAAGAUCUCCGACUUUGGACUUUGCAACAUGCAGCAGAGUGUUUUACUGCAAACUGUUUGUGGUACACCCAACUAUGUAGCCCCUGAAGUGCUUAUGGAGCGCGGCUAUAACGGCCUGUCGGCCGACAUCUGGAGCUGCGGUGUCAUUCUGUACGUCAUGCUGUCAGGGAGGCUGCCUUUUGAAAGCAAGAAUAUGAAGUUACUGAUGGCAAAGAUUGAGUACGGUGAGUAUCAGAUGCCAAAGUAUUUAUCGCGAAGCUGCAUGGAUUUGAUAAGAAGGAUCCUAGUAGUAGACCCCCUAAAGCGAAUAUCAAUGGAGGGAAUUAUCAAACAUCCUUGGUUUCAGAUUGGUUGGAAUAUUAAGAUGAUGUAA